ACCGUGUACAGUGUUGUUGACUUGCACCUCAGCGUCACGUAGUGGUGAGAGUGAUCCCGAGACACUCACCCUCGCUUAAAGAACUGCCCUUUGCUCGUGGAUAACUCAACUGUCUUGUAGUGAUCGCUGGUCGUUUGUGAAGCUGUGUGUGUCUUGUCUCCUGCCAUGUUCUCUUGAAAUAGGACACCCAAGGUUGUACAGCACACACACACAUACUCACCCACGCGCAGCAGAAGGUUAUAGCAUCAUGAGCAGGCAAGGGGUUGCAUCGCAAACUUGGGCCAUGCUCACCGGACGAUUCUCUGUGCAGAUGCUGUUGGCCGCUGUUGCUGCUGCGUUUUUGACGACGUUUGCUCUUGUGAGACUUGAUGUCUUUCCUUCUUAUCCUCGCGACACUUACAUCUACAGAACAGCCGACUUGGUAAACAUUAAAGAUGUUCCGCCCCAGUCGAUGGCCCGUUCCGUUGGACCCGAAGACGUGGUGGUCCCUUUUGACUCGCUAAUGAAGGGACCUCUCACCAUCGACCAAGACGAUCCAAGACUCAUCCAGAGAAUCAAGAGCCAGUACCUAUACCCUCCGUCGGACCUUCCCUACACGCUCGCCAACAAAGCCAAGGAUGACCCAUCGAUGGGGCAGUCGAAGAAAAUACGCGAGAUCUUGGGAGAAAAGACGGACGGAUUCUUCAUCGAGUGCGGAGCGUUGGACGGCGAAACGCGAUCGAACACCUUGGUCUUCGAGAAACGCUACGGCUGGAAGGGAGUCCUGAUUGAAGGGGAUCCGAAGAACUUUAAUCUGAUGAAGGAAAAGCAUCGGAAAGCGUGGUCCGUUAACGCCUGCUUGAGCACCCAUCCUUAUCCUAAUACAGUAAUGUUCAAACAGAGCUUCAACAUUGGGAAAAUCAGUUCGCUGGAGACUGGCCACGAGCACAGAGGUUUUGCCGAAGUCCAGUGCCUGCCUUUAUAUUCUAUCCUCCUCGCCCUCAACACCACCAAGGUCGACUACUUCAGCCUCGACGUCGAAGGAGCUGAACUCGACGUCUUGCGAACGAUUCCUUGGGAUAAAGUCGACGUUACGACGCUCUCCGUGGAAUUCAUCCACGACAAAGAGGGCAAAGACGCCAUCAAGUGGUACAUGGAAGGCAACGGGUAUAAAGUGUAUUCGGAAGUCACUCACCCGGGUAGUCUGGCCAACGACUUCAUCUUCGUUAAAAAAGAUUUCCAGAUCAACAAAGUUCAAAGUUAACAAGUUGGGAAUGUAUAUUGGUACAUUUUAAGAUUCUCUUUUUUCGUUCAUUUUAUUUAUUUAUUUUUUAUUGAUGAUUAUUUUUAUGUGUGUGAUUUGAUGUUUUUUUUUUCUUUUUUUUUCUUUCUUUUUUUUGUAUUGAUUUUCGAGAACGUGUCGAAAGUGUCGAUACGUUGGACUCGUAAACAAAACACCGGAUGGAAUAACAGGAUAGUGGAAUGACAAGAAUCUUAACGUUAUUAUGUGGAUAUAUGUUUUUUUUUCUUGUGUUUGUUUCUUUUGGAAAGUGUGUGACGGGCAUUUUGCAAAGGGCAUGGGCUUAAUAUAUCUCUCCUUCUUGCUCUCUUCCACAUAUCGAUUGGUAUAUCUACCAGUUCAGUAAGUUGGUUCAUUUUUUGUGGUUAUUUUAUUUAAAGAAACAGAAGAAUGUGAGAUAGGUAGAUGUUAUAGCAGUAUUAAUGAAUGUAAAACCGAAAUGAAUGUUUUACUGUAUAUGUAUGUUUAUAUCUAUAUAUAUAUUUAUAUAUGUGUAUAUAUAUACCUAUAUAUAUGUGUGUGUGUGUGUGUGUACAUACAUAAACAUACACGUGUGUGUGUGUGUGUGUAAAUGUUUGUAUGUCUAUAUAUAGUGUGUUGAUAUAUAUGUAAUCUUAACAUCAAUCCCCAAUGCAACUAUAACAAGGUUAUAGCUAUAGCAUUUAUUUUUUUCCUGUUGUAAAUUCCGUACGGUUAUCAUUUUCUGGCCGUUAUUUAUUUCCUAAUGUUCAUGUGAUCACCUGUCUCUGAAGCACCGGAAUCUGAACUGCACAAAGGUGUGUGAUUAGAAGAGGCAAUUGAUAUUCAUACAGGCUCUGCAACACCAUUCUUCCAUCAUUUAUCCAUUUGAGGUUUUUGUCACGAGAAAAAAAAUACAAUCAUAUCUUUUAUAUUUGUCAGAUUGUGCGAAAAAGUUAUGCAGAAUUCAGUGUGUGUGUGUGUGUGUGUGUGUGUGUGUGUGUGUGUGUGAUAUUUAUAUAUCUAUGUAUUAUUUAUGAUUGUCCAUAUAUUUUGUUUUUCUAAAGCAUACAACACAUUUUCAGCGUGACUUCUCCGAUAUUCGAUUGCUGCACAUUGAUAAUUUCAUGGGUGUGAUGAUUAUUGAAACAUUUCCUUAGAAUUAUAGAUGACAUUACUCUAAUUCGAAAUACUUGUAAAUACAAUCUAUUUCUUGAAUAGGUCAUAUGUGUUCCUCUGGAUUCGUAACUCCUCUAACCCAAACUUUUCUGUUCAACAUCAUUAUAACAUUCAGAGGAACUUUUGAUUAUCAUACUGUUUAACAUUGGGUUCAAGCACACACACACACACACACACACACACACACACACACACACACACACACACACACACACACACACACACACACACACACACACAAUUAUAUCAGCUAAUUAGGUUACGUAUUUUAAGUGCAACACCUAACUUGUCAAGUAAGUAAAAUAUAUAUAUAUUUAUAUAUAUAUAUAUAUAUAGGUAUGUAUAUAUAAAUCAGAAAGAUAUUUGCAAAGCAUUGAUAUAUUCUGUCAUGGAACAACUUUAAUCACUCCUGUGUUAUUUUGUUGUACCGUUUUUUAUUACUGACGGAAACAAAAUUCAGUUCCUCACACUGACAAAUUACUUCACAUUCCAUUCAUAACAAUCGUUCAUAAAAUCAUCAUUAUUAUUAAAGACAGUUGUUGUGACAACGACUUAAAGGUACUAACAUCAUUGUCAGUAUAGUACAAGCACUUUUAGUUGUGACGACGGUAUUUUUUCGAUGUAAUGAAGUGUUAUUACAAUUACUGUGAACUCUCCUACUUUUUCUUCGUCUACUACCACCACUACUACUACAUCUAAUCCUACUACGAGCGGAAAUACUAUUACUGAUCUCUGCUGAUACACGUAAGGUAUUUCAGCUGUAUCAGGUAUAACUGCAUGCGCAUCAUUAUUCACCAAUUAUUAUAUUCAUACUAUUCAUUGUUAUAGUUUCAUUGUUCAUUAUCCAUGUUGAUUACAUUGAUUUUUUUUCCAGACUUGAUAGCUGUGAUCGUAACUGUCAAAUUCACAUAGCUCAUCAACAUAUUUCUGUCAUUAGUACAACUACUGUAAUGAUAUUUGUGGUAUCUAGACACAUGUAUUUAUUUACCUUUAUGAAAUUUAAGUGAGAGUGAAUUAUAGAUAACGAGUGAUAUUGACAUGUUUCAUAGUUCAUUCGUUUUCUAAUGUGCCCAGUGUUGGCCUUUGGAGGUACUGUUCAAGGAGACAAAAGCUCCUUGUGAGACGUUUUUACAUAUUCAAGUCAUCUUAAAGUAGGGUGCAGCUAGAGUUUGAUUUUAUAGUGUUUUAUAUAUACAUAUAGAUGUUGGAGACAAUGCAUAUUUUCUAGUGCAUGUGUGAUUUGAAAUAAAUAUAUGUAUAUUUGAA
This is a messenger RNA of Penaeus indicus, 3682 nucleotides long. RefSeq names its product protein Star-like. The transcript has 8 exons. Bases 248 to 1243 code for a protein of 331 amino acids. The record is from RefSeq and is a predicted model, not a curated record. Lineage: Eukaryota; Metazoa; Arthropoda; Malacostraca; Decapoda; Penaeidae.